Durio zibethinus is the source of this 1878-nucleotide messenger RNA. RefSeq lists its product as uncharacterized. The record is from RefSeq and is a predicted model, not a curated record. NCBI's taxonomy places the organism in Eukaryota, Viridiplantae, Streptophyta, Magnoliopsida, Malvales, Malvaceae.
UUCGUACAAGUAGUAAAACAUUAGAUAAACAAUCAGAAAACAAGUUAAAAAGCAGCUGUUUCACUUCAUGUCAUUGUUUUUCACGAGACAAAUGAGAGAAAGGAAGACUUAACUUUGCUCCAAUCUAAACGUAACAAGGAUUUUGCCUCUUCUGUUUGGCUUCUUCUUCUCUCUCUUUUCUUUGGUCGUAGCUUUCUUUGGGGUUGUUUUAAUAUCUGAGAAUACAAAGGAAAAGGAGAUGGAUAGUACCAAUGAAGCUUCUUCUUAUUCGGCUUUGUGAUUAUAUAUACACUUUAUUCUCUUCCUCUUUUUUCUUCUGGGGUUGCUCCAGCUUCUGCAAAAAUAGCAAUGGCUGAGUAUAUCUCUUUAGUCAACAAGGACACUCUAAUUAUAAAGCCUUCUAAGAAAUCUCCAUCUUUCUUGAGGUCAAUACUUUUAUUGUUUGCUAUGGUGUGUGGUGUUUAUAUCUGUAUAAUCUGUUUAAAGCAGAUAAGUACAGCCACCAAGAUCAAAUUUCAGAACAUCCAAGUCAUUGAGAGGCCUUCUUCAGAUGGUAGCAUUACUACACAAUUAGAAGCUCAAAUUCCUACCUUGCAUUAUCCUAAACCUGAAACUUUUAGCAGGGGUGAAUGCACACGAAAUCCGGUACGUUUCUUUGCCAUAUUGUCGAUGCAAAGGUCAGGAAGUGGAUGGUUUGAGAGUAUGCUAAAUAGUCAUAUUAAUAUAAGCUCAAAUGGGGAGAUAUUCUAUGUAAUGGAUAGGAGGCAGAAUAUUUCAACUAUUAUACAGACUUUGGAGAAAGUAUAUAAUUUAGACUGGUUCAAUAGUGCUUCCAAGAAUGAGUGCUCUGCUGCAGUUGGCUUCAAGUGGAUGCUGAAUCAGGGAUUGAUAGAGCACCAUAAAGAAAUAGUAGAAUACUUCAAUCAUCGGGGUGUUUCUGCCAUAUUUCUCUUCCGAAGAAAUUUGCUUCGAAGAAUGGUUUCAUUGCUUGCAAAUUCGUAUGAUCGCUAUGCUAAGCUAUUAAAUGGAACCCACAAGUCUCAUGUUCAUUCAACGGAAGAGGCUGCUGUUCUUUCAAGUUACAAGCCAGUAAUCAAUUCUACAUCAUUAAUAAGUGAUCUGAAAGAAGUGGAGAUGGCUGCUGUCCAGGCUUUAGACUACUUCAAUAGCACCCGUCACAUGGUUUUAUACUAUGAGGAUAUUGUCACAAACCAUACGAAGCUAAAAGAUGUUCAAGCGUUUCUAGGCCUCCCACAGAUGGAAUUAACUAGUCUCCAGGUCAAAAUACACAAAGGUUCAUUAUCUGAUUCUGUGGAGAACUGGGAUGAAGUGAAGAAGACACUAAAUGGGACAGAAUAUGAGAGUUUCCUGCACGCUGACUGCUAAGAAAUAAGAAUGACUCCAUUGCUAACAAAAAUAAUGGUGUGGAUACAAUCUUCGGUAAUGCUUAUAUCUGACGCUGACCGGACAUUCACCCUGUUUGAAAAUUUUGGCUGCCAUGAAGGCAUGAUUGUUCACCAUACUGGCAACACUCAGGUGAUCAAUACCGCGUUGAGCCCUGUACCAUUUCUUUUCUUUUCAAUUGAAUUUUAUUGAUCAUAUAGACAGCUUGUAUAUGUCAGCUAAUGAAUAUUUGGUUGAAUCAAUUGUUCAUCCUUAAAUAGUGGUUUUAUAUAUCCUUUCAUGUCCAUCAGGCUUUUGCAUUUUCGGAUUACUGUUUUGGUCUUGACUUCUCAGUUACUCCCUUGGUGUGCUACACACACGAAGACCAUCAAGAUUUGUGAAACUUGACUGGCGAAAAAAAAAAAUAAAACUCUUCAAUAUUUGCUUUAAAAAAUUGUUUCACACACUGAAACCAUUGCCACUAAAAAGAUUGUC